Phyllostomus hastatus (greater spear-nosed bat) is the source of this 2401-nucleotide messenger RNA. RefSeq names its product adenosine deaminase like (gene MAPDA). The transcript is spliced from 11 exons. The record is from RefSeq and is a predicted model, not a curated record. NCBI's taxonomy places the organism in Eukaryota, Metazoa, Chordata, Mammalia, Chiroptera, Phyllostomidae. Gene Ontology annotation, biological process: adenosine catabolic process; inosine biosynthetic process. Gene Ontology annotation, molecular function: adenosine deaminase activity. Bases 303 to 1367 code for a protein of 354 amino acids.
UCGCUACGGCUUAUUGUGGACAAGUUAACUGUGUCAGGGAAGCACGUUUUGUCAGUUUUCAACAAGCUUUUCCGUAUGAAAGAAAAGUUUUAUCUAAAUUCUCAUAGUUGACUGAACUGUUGACAGAUUUUAAAGGUGAAGCUGAGCCCAGAGCAACAUUUACAGCUAAUCUUAGAAAAAUGUGUGGAAAUAAAGCAAUCUGAAGGAAAUUCAAGACCAAAAAAUUUGCUGGCUGAAAUAUAUUGUAUUUUUCAUACCAAUAAUAAGAGUGUUUGGAGAAAGACCUUUUAUUCUGCUAAAUCAUGUUGGAGGCAGAAGACCAGCAGCAAUGGAAGAGAACCUUUUACUCAGAAUUACCUAAAGUGGAACUUCAUGCCCACUUGAAUGGAUCCAUCAGUUCUAAUACAAUGAAGAAAUUAAUAGCUAAGAAACCAGGUCUUAAAAUUCAUGAUCAAAUGACUAUGAUUGAUAAGGGAAAGAAAAGAACUUUAGAAGAAUGUUUCCAGAUGUUUCAGAUUAUUCAUCAGCUUACUACUAGCCCUGAAGAUAUUUUAAUGGUCACAAAAGAUGUCAUUAAAGAAUUUGCAGAUGAUGGCAUCAAGUACCUGGAACUAAGGAGCACACCUAGAGUAGAAAAUACUACAGGAAUGACUAAAAAAACUUAUGUGGAAUCUGUACUUGAGGGUAUAAAACAGUCUAAACAAGACUUAGACAUUGAUGUUAGAUAUUUGAUAUCAGUUGACAGAAGAGGUGGCCCUUCAGUAGCCAAGGAGACUGUUAAACUUGCUCAAGAAUUCUUCCUUUCUACUGAAGAUACAGUUCUUGGUCUUGACCUCAGUGGAGACCCUACGGCAGGACAAGCAAAAGAUUUCUUGGAACCUCUUUUAGAAGCAAAAAAAGCAGGUCUGAAGCUGGCAUUGCAUCUUUCAGAGAUUCCAAACCCCCAAAAAGAAACACAAGUACUCCUGGAUUUGAUUCCUGACAGAAUCGGGCAUGGAACAUUUCUCAACAACUCUGAGGGCGGAUCCCUGGAUCUGGUGGACUUUGUAAGGCAACACCAGAUACCGCUGGAACUCUGCUUGACCUCAAACAUCAAAAGUCAGACAGUUCCAUCUUACGACCAGCAUCAUUUUGGAUUCUGGUACAGCAUUGCCCAUCCUUCUGUGAUCUGUACCGAUGAUAAGGGUGUUUUUGCAACACACCUUUCCCAAGAGUACCAGCUGGCAGCUGAAAAAUUUAAUUUGACCCCGUCGCAGGUAUGGGACCUGUCUUAUGAAUCCAUCAACUACAUCUUUGCUUCUGAGAGUACCAGGUCUGAACUGAAGAGCAAGUGGAAUCACCUGAAGCCUAAAGUGUUACAUUUUUAAGUUGUAAUGAAGUUAAUUACUUUUUAGUAUGUGUUGCAAGCAAGAUCUUCUUGCCAUAUUCUUCUUAGUAAACCAUUCACCUCUCCCUUUGAGGAAUAGUAGCCAAUUAGCAUGGGCUCCAUCACCAGUACCUUACUCAUGGUGGGUGCUCAGUAAAUGUUUUAAAUUGACUAACAGACUCCAAGGUCUUACGUAGCUUAUCUAUAUGCUGCUUACUAGAAGGGACAUGAAUGUUGCUGCUAACUAAAUUCCCCAUUCCACCAUUGAUUUUUACUUGCCCUUCUGCAUUAGUGAUCAUAAAACUUCAGGAAAUUCAAAGUAGUUUUUCAUCAGGAAAAGUUUUGGAAUUACCAGUUUAAAUAAGAUGAGGAAAGGGGGAAAACAGAUUGCCUCUAAAACCUUCAAGCUUUCCAGCUUCUGACAACAGUUCUGUAUUUUGUUGUGCUUACUGUAAUCAGACUCUCUUAAGUAUUCCCCAAAAUUGUUGACUCAUGGCUAUACUGCAUGCCAUGGGCUUUUGUGAGUAGCCAGUAGUCAGUGUUCAUCUACUUUAGGAAACUCGAGUGACAGAUAAAGCUAGCUGCUGAGAUCUGGCUUUCUCCUUCUUAUGAUUAAUUCCUCUGGAAUCAAGUUUCCAGUUUUUUUAAUGUGUCUACCUUAUCUUUUCUAUUCUCUUACUUUGACUGUAUGGAGCUAUGCCGGCCAGAUGCUUCUUGAGCUCUAGGGUACUUUAGGCCUCUAUUUCCAGCCUUUAUUAUUUUUUGUCACCCCUUCCCUUGACCUCACUCUAUCCCCACUCCAUAUUUCCAUCCUGACUUCCAGGAGUUCCAAAGUUUUGUUUCUGAAAAAGCCCAUGAGGGAUAUAGAAGGAAUUUAAACUAACUAAACUAUCUCCAUAUAACAUGUUAUUUUAAGCACCAUGAUGUCAGAGAAUGCUCAGUAACACUAUACAUCAAAACUUUGAGACAUGUAUCUCACUGCAUAGCUAUUUGAAUAUAUAUGAAUAAAGUUUUCAUUUUAUAUUUUGAAUUGAA